This is a messenger RNA of Hemisphaericaspora subhashii, 720 nucleotides long. It is a transcript of the gene IFU5, whose product is annotated as WW domain-containing protein IFU5. The record is from RefSeq and is a predicted model, not a curated record. The transcript has a single exon. Gene Ontology annotation, molecular function: protein binding. Bases 1 to 720 code for a protein of 239 amino acids. Lineage: Eukaryota; Fungi; Ascomycota; Pichiomycetes; Serinales; Debaryomycetaceae.
AUGUCAGUUUCAAAGUCAGAUCCAAACAAUCCGCCUAAAGUUCCAAAAGGAUGGUUAGCUAAAUUCGACGACACUUACAAAACAUGGUAUUACGUUAAUCUCGACACCAAAAAAUCCCAAUGGGAGGCACCAGAAGGCACCACCUGGGGAGAAGAAUCAAGUCCAGAAGAUAUCCCACCUCCAGCAUACAGUCCAUCCCAAUCCUCCUCCAUCGAUCGUAAACAACCAGAAAUCCCACGCCCACAAGCCCAACAAAGUAGCAGUUACCAAAGAACUCCGCCUUCUGCGCCUGCUGCUGCGGGUGGCAAUGGAAGAUCAUAUCAACCACAACCAGCACCUCAACCAGGAUAUGGAGGUGGAUACCCUCCACAAGCGGGAUACCCUCCACAUCCAGCAUAUGGAGGAUACCCACCACAACCAGGAUAUGGUUACCCUCCACAACCGGGAUACGGAUAUCCACCACAACCGGGAUAUGGAUAUCCUCCACAACAACAACAGGUGCAACAAGGUAGAAAUAGUAAAAUGAGUGGGGCUGGAGGUAUGGCUCUUGGUGUAGGUGGUGGUUUAUUAGGUGGUAUGCUUUUAGGUUCAGCUUUGAAUAGUUAUGGAGAACAUGAACAAAUGGAAGGAUAUCAAGAUGGAUACCAAGAUGGGUAUGCCGAUGGUGGUGAUUUUGGUGGAGGUGAUUUCGGGGGAGGUGAUUUUGGAGGUGAUUUCUAA